AUGGGUACCAUGGACUUCAAGACCGACCCCAGCGCAGUGACGAUCAAUUUGCUGCUUAUUGUCCGCCCUGAGGAGACGGCAAGGAAGGAGAAAGGGCAGAGCGAGGGGCAGACCGGAGGCAGCCGAAGCGCAGGUCUGCAGGAUGACGGAAAUGGAAACAGCACGUCGCAGCCACCUCAGGAGAGAGACCGUACCGGCCGGCAAGUCUCCAGGGAGCCCUGCAAGCAGACACAAGCUGUUACUUCGUACUCUAAUGAAGGAACCCAAGUGACAGUGGAGAUUCAUCACAAGGAUACCACCCCACCACGCUUCAAACUCUCCUUUGGAAAAGGUUCCCAGAGGCUGCCCGGCCUGAGAGGUCUGGACAACAAAGGUUUCCAGAGGACCGAAGGCCCACGGCCGCCAGAAGCAAAAGACCUGCACGCAUAUCCAUGGGACAAAUCCUCUUUGAAAUCCAUGGCAGUAGAUCUGCAGCAAUUUGAGAAGCUGGAUGCCUACGCAUUAAAAGUAAACGUCAAGAACAGCGUAGAGGAACUCGUUAAAGCCCUGCUGAAACUAGCCCGGACUGACCUGGAGAAAGUCCGAGCCAUAUGGAUGUGGAUCUGCCAUCACAUAGAAUAUGACAUAGUGGGCUACCAUAACAAAAGCCAGCGGUUGAGUAAACCCAUAGAUGUGUUUAAAACUGAAGUCUCCCGCUGCAUCUUGUUGUUUCCUUGUAGUAUUGCAGGAAUCCAAUGCAUGAAGCUAUCAGGAUACUCUAAAGGGUAUGGGUACAAGAUGGGAAAGACCUUUACAGGGGACUCUGACCACGCCUGGAAUGCUGUCUACCUUGAGGGAAGGUGGCAUUUACUCGAUAGCACCUGGGGAAGCGGUCAUGUUGAUGAUGCCUUCACCAAGUUCACCUUCAGGUACAAUGAGUUUUAUUUUCUGACUCACCCGGCUCUGUUCAUUAACAACCACUUCCCAGAUAACAGUAACUGGCAGCUUCUUAAACCAACCCUGACGCUGAAGGAUUUUGAGAAGAACAUGGUGCCCAACAGCAACUUUUACACAUUGGGUCUGCUGGCCGCACACCCAGAGACAGCUGUCAUCCAAACAGUAAAUGGAAAAGCCUCUGUGUCAGUGGAUUGCCGUUCUGCCACACUAUUUAUGUUUGAGCUGAAUGGAACAGAUGAACACAGUUUCAUGACUUUGAAAAAACACGGAAUGAAGCUGGAUAUCUACCCACAGAAGACAGGGAGUCAUAAGCUGCAGGUCUUUGCCAAGCCCUACAAAUCCUCAGAAGGUGUCUACAACCACGUGCUUGAAUAUGUCAUAGAGUGCAAGUCUGUGGACAAGGCCACGCGUUUCCCAAAGGCCCUGAGUCAGCCUGUUGGACCAAGCUGGUUCACGGAGUUGCAAGGGUUCCUGAGGCCAUCACACCGUGACCCCAUCAUUCACACCAACGACGGGCGGUGUUCUGUCACCUUCACCCUGGGCAAGGACAUAAGCAUCCUCGCCGAGCUGCACCCCGAUAACAGCAGCGCGACAGAGGUUAUAAGGCAGCGGCACAUCAUGCAAAUCCAUCAUGGGAACCAAAUAGAGUUGAAGAUCCAUCUGCCCCACGCAGGGAACUUUGUUCUGAAAAUCUAUGCCAAGAAGAAGUCAGAUCCUGGCAAUUACACCUACAUCUUCAACUACCUCAUCACUUGCCUGAACACUGAAGUGAAGUGGCCAGCUUUCCCUCAGUAUUACAGCAACUGGGCGGAAGGCUACGAAAUACUGGAGCCGCUCUCCGGCUUGCUGCCAGCGAAUCGCAACAUUCAGUUUAAACUCAAAAUACACGGGAUAGCAAAGGUGCUAGUUCUAGCUGACGACACUUACACUCUCACCCAGAACAGAGGCUACUGGGAGGGAACCUGCAACACUUCGGGAUGCAGAGAGGUGUUUGUGACAGUACAGGAGAAUGCUAAUCGCAAAGUUUACACACAACUCCUGAAAUACGAAGUUGAGACCCAGUAA
Molecule: messenger RNA, 2001 nt
Organism: Opisthocomus hoazin
Lineage: Eukaryota; Metazoa; Chordata; Aves; Opisthocomiformes; Opisthocomidae
Source: RefSeq, a predicted model, not a curated record